AUGGCCUCGCCCGAUGAGCUGGACGCAGCCUCCGUGGCCUCGCCCCACGCGUCUCCCGAACACCGCGACGGGGCGCGCGAGGCUACCGAGCCCUGCGUCGUGUGCAGAGGGCCCACGGUGCUGUGCUGCAGCGGUGGCCGAGUCGGAGAAAGGGGGGGUGGUAUUGGAGGUGUUAGGAGCUCGAGUGAAAGUUGCGAGGAUGUCUUCUAUUGCUCCAUCAGUUGCCAGCAGAAGGAUUGGGCUACACACCGGCUGGCGUGCCACAGGCACUCAGACCAGGUGGCGCAGAAGGCUUUAUCCUCUGCGGUGGUUCUUCCAGAGACCAAGGACAGAGGGCUCCAACGACCUGUCAUCCAAUACAGACUGACAGCUACACAUCCACAGGAGAUCCCUGCCUUCAAGCAAGAGAUCGUGCUGGCGGGUCGUGAGCAUGCAAUCAAAGGUGCUGAGGAGAAGCGUGAGCAGCUGAGAGCUGCUGCAGUGGCCGCUUCCAGGGACCGACGCUAUAUGGACGUCUUAGACUCAGCCAUGCAGGCAUACCAAAUGGGUUCAGCUGAGUCUCGGCGACGCACUGCGGGUGAACCGGAUGUCGACCUGAACCAGCUCGUGGAGCUCCUGCUGCUGGCGCGUGCCACACAUGUGGCCGGGGAGCAUGCCUCGGGAUUGAAAUAUUUGGACCAUUUGGCGAAGAUGGUCGAUAGCUUGACAGGUGCUGAUGGCAACUUGCCCAUUUUCCACCCUUGCUCUGCCGCCACGCUGCUGUUGUGCACCGCUGAGCUGUGCUUGCUGUUCGGCCAGCAGGAACGCGCCACCGAUUACAGCCGUGCCUACUUGGCAAUGGCCCGAUUGGCACAUGGUGAGGGCUCCCCUGCGGCAGGGGAUGCCUAUGGGUUUCAUGCGGCCCUGCUGACACGCAGAGGAUCCUUGGAAGAGGCAUUGCAUCAUACCAUGAUGAUGCUCCAGGUACGGCAGCGAUGUGGCAGUGAAAAGUCUGUGGCAGAUGCUCAUUGGAACAUCGGUGUUUUGUUGCGAGAGCUGCAUCAGUAUACCUCUGCGCUGGAAAGCCUCGAAUCCUCGAGAGAGAUCUACUCCCGUUGCUCGGGCGAAGGCCUUGAGACCUCUCAAACUGAGUCUAGGCGAAGCAUCGAAGGGGGGCGACCCGCGUCGGGUCGGGGUGAACCACGCGGGUCGAUGGGUGUCCCGUCCGACCUCGUUCAGCGGAUGGAGCUGGAGGUACAGAAAGCACGAUGA
Messenger RNA from Durusdinium trenchii, 1251 nucleotides. NCBI's taxonomy places the organism in Eukaryota, Dinophyceae, Suessiales, Symbiodiniaceae. The record is from the annotation of a GenBank genome assembly.